Messenger RNA from Brassica napus (rape), 1431 nucleotides. RefSeq lists its product as uncharacterized. Lineage: Eukaryota; Viridiplantae; Streptophyta; Magnoliopsida; Brassicales; Brassicaceae. Bases 1 to 1431 code for a protein of 476 amino acids. The transcript has 4 exons. The record is from RefSeq and is a predicted model, not a curated record.
AUGGCGUCUUCUCAAUCACUUGUGAUUCCUCUUGCCUCUGAUUCUUUCCGUACUUCGUCUGAUCAUUAUGAGAACCCCUAUUAUCUUCAUCAUAAUGAUCAUGCUGGAUUGGUUAUUGUUACCGAUCGACUGACGACAGCUUCUGAUUUUCACUCUUGGAAACGAUCUAUCAAGAUGGCGUUGAAUGUGCGCAACAAGCUCGGCUUCAUUGAUGGUACAAUCCCUAAGCCUUCUCUCUCACAUCGUGACUAUGGAGCUUGCUCUCGUUGCAAUGACAUUGUGGCUACUUGGUUGAUGAAUUCGGUAUCCAAGAAGAUAGGGCAGAGCUUGUUGUUUAUAUCUACUGUAGAGGGGAUCUGGAACAAUCUCAUAUCUCGAUUCAAGCAGGAUGAUGCUCCUCGCGUUUAUGAUAUUGAACAACAGUUGAGUAAGAUUGAGCAAGGCUCACUGGAUGUCUGUGCGUACUAUACGGAGUUGAUAACUCUCUGGGAGGAACAUCGUAACUUUGUGGAGCUUCCAGUUUGUACGUGUGGGAAAUGUGAGUGUGAUGCGGCAUCUUUAUGGGAGAAGCUACAACAUAGGAGCCGAGUGACAAAGUUUCUGAUGGGUUUGAAUGAGUCUUAUGAGCAGACGAGACGUCAUAUCCUUAUGCUCAAGCCGAUUCCCACAAUUGAAGAAGCUUUCAACAUUGUAACUCAGGAUGAGAGACAACGUUCAAUUCGUCCUGUUACUGCAGUUGAUAAUGUAGCUUUUUAUACUGUGAAUCCUUCUACUGUGGUUGUUGAUCCUGCUUAUGUUGCAGCUUACAAUGCAGGACGUGCUUAUCAGAAACCCAUUUGUACUCAUUGUGGGAAGACUGGUCACACUGUUCACACCCAUUUGUACUCAUUUGUAGCUUUUCAUACUGUGAAUCCUUCUACUGUGACUUAUGGAGCACCACAUUCUCAGAACAGGACUCAGUCUCAAUCUCGUGCAUCACACACUCCUGCUAAACCAACUUCUCAAGAUUCAGCACCACAGGCUACUUUGACUAAUGCUGUAGCAACAGUCUGUGCUGAUACAGAUUCACGGUUCAUCUCACAACUUCCACCAGUUUCUCCUCAUUUGACCAGUGGAGGAAUGAACUUGAAUUUGCAAAGCUUUACUCCACAACAGAUUCAGAGUUUGAUAACGCAGUUCAAUGCUCAUGUCCGAGUUUCAGAGCCUCAAUGUUCUUCUGGUACAGUUACAUUCCCUUCUAUAAACCUUACCUUUGAGAAUAAUACUCUUCAUUACAAACAUCAUUAUCUUUCCACUUUACAAUCAUUUCUUCCUAAAGAUGCUUGGAUCAUUGAUAGUGGAGCAUCUAGUCAUGCUUGUUCUGACUUAGGGAUGUUUGAUAGCUUUGUACCAGUUUCCUCUGUCACUGAUGCCUUCCCCGCUUUUGGAUAA